AUUCGAUUGUUAUACCUAUAUCCACAGUUUUUUUACUUCACAGUAAAAUCCAAAUAUUGUUUGUCUCAAAGGUUGAAUUUUUUUCUACUGAAUUUCUAAAUCUAAAUAGCGCAUCCUGUUAUCUGCUAUAUUAUCCCAUUUGGGCUGAUAACAAUUUUAUUAAUACUCAAAGUAACAUGACUAUAAAGCAAAACGAAACUGCCAAGGGCUGGCAUAUUAUGUGGUGGUUAUUUGGAUUGUUUGGUAUUCCCAUCACAUUCCCAUGGCUCUUGUAUAAUGUUGUUGAUGUUAUCCUGCAAAAGCGGAGAAGAGCAAAUCUCAGUGGCAAGGUUGUUAUGAUAACAGGUGCAAGUUCAGGUUUGGGAGAAGCAUUAGCCCAUUCCUUUUAUAGUUGUGGCUGUCGAGUAAUUCUUGUGUCUAGAAGAAAGGAUAUGUUGGAAAAAGUGAAAGAUAAUUUAAUGAAUACGCAUCAUACAGUUCCCACACACCCACCUGUAGUACUUCCAUUGGAUCUGAUAGAUAUUAAUUCUUUACACUUGGAAGUUGAAAAAGUUUUAAGGAUUCAUGGUAGAAUCGAUAUCCUUAUAAAUAAUGCUGGAAUUUCCUACAGAGGAGAGGUAAUUAACACUAACGUUGAUGUUGACAUAAAAGUAAUGCUAGUUAAUUACUUUGCUCAGAUAGCAUUAACAAAAGCUGUGCUUCCAGCAAUGAUAAAACAUCGAUCAGGUCACAUAGUGUGUAUCAGCAGUGUCCAGGGUAAAAUUGCUAUUCCAUUCAGAUCAGCUUAUGCUGCUUCAAAGCAUGCACUGCAAGCUUGGUGUGAUUCGGCCAGAGCUGAAUUAGCUGAUCGAAAUAUAAAGGUCACUGUCAUAAAUCCAGGCUACAUUAAAACUGCUCUAUCUCUAAAUGCCUUAACGGGAACUGGCCAUACAUACGGAGUUAUGGAUGAAACAACGGAAAAGGGUUAUUCUCCAAAAUACGUGUCCGAUAAGAUUUUAAACGCUGUGUUAAAAGAGGAAAGGGAAAUAACUAUAGCAACAUUCACACCUAAAGCUGCAAUCUAUUUGCGAACAGUAUUACCUUCCAUUUAUUUCUGGAUCAUGCAGAAGCGCGGUAAGAAUUUGGCAAAGCAAGAGUAGUUGCUUGUCACGAGAUGUAAUUACAAUGAGGUGAACGAACGCUUUAUGUUCCAUGCAUGUACAUAUGUACUUACUUGGCGGACAAGAUUUAGAUUGUUUAAAAAGAAAACAAUGGAAUCAUAUUUCCAAAAUAUAUACCUGAUCAAUUGAUUGCUUUUCAAGUGUCAACGCAAGAAUAUCGCAAGAAAGCGAUAAAUCGUUAUGUAUUUGUUAAAGGAAAUCAGUACGUGUUGUAUACAAGUUGAAUUUGUUUAUAAGUUUUAUAAUAAAUGUGAAUUAUACAUAUAA
Molecule: messenger RNA, 1427 nt
Organism: Cephus cinctus (wheat stem sawfly)
Lineage: Eukaryota; Metazoa; Arthropoda; Insecta; Hymenoptera; Cephidae
Product: dehydrogenase/reductase SDR family protein 7-like
Exons: 7
Coding region: 177-1139 (320 amino acids)
Cellular component (GO): membrane
Molecular function (GO): oxidoreductase activity
Source: RefSeq, a predicted model, not a curated record